AAGAUCUCAGACUCGGAGUCACUGAGUUGUCUCAGAACAUGAUGUUAUCGUCAAGGCUUCUUCGUAGCACCAUCUUUAUGCCCUACAGUGUCCAUGUUAUACCAUGCACUAAAUUGGCAUUUAGAAGGGUUUCACAAAUGCCUUGUCUUUCCCUUGGAACUAUCCGGUUAAAUUCGUCCUUGCACCCGUCCAAGACUUGCGCAAAGUCUUCGGUUUCGCAUUUGUCUGUGUCCUCGGAGCAGAUUAAGGACGAUUCUCCGAUCAAAGAGGCUCACUUAGGCAUCGUCUUUACCUGUACAGCGGAAGGGUGCUCUCAUCGUUCUUCGCACACCUUUACGAAGCGUGCAUACGAACGUGGUAUUGUCAUCGUUCAAUGCCCUGGAUGCAAAAAUAGGCAUCUCAUCGCGGAUAAUCUCGGUUGGUUCAAGGAUAGCACGGAGGAUGGAAAACUCAGAAAUAUUGAAGAUCUCCUUAACGCUCGCGGCGAAAGCGUCCAAAGAGGCUCCUUGGAUGCUAAUGGUGUAGUAGAAUAUGUUGAUAUUGAAGCUGGUAGAAAGUAGAUGGAGCACUCCGAGUUGGUGUGUCAUGCUCCCAAAGCCACUUCUGCAGCUCUAGCUGACAGCUCGAGUAUGCUCCCCUCUUCUGAGAACCAACAUCAUUCCUGCUAAUACCACACCCGGCAUGAUCCUCGUCAUUUUACAUUUAAUAAUUGGAACAAUAACAUUCGCAUUCGAUCCAUGAUCUCAUCUACGUGGUUCGUGACUCAGGCGAACGGCAAAAUUGCCGUGGUUCUGUGACAACUCGCUUCAUAAUGCUAUA
Molecule: messenger RNA, 819 nt
Organism: Suillus subalutaceus
Lineage: Eukaryota; Fungi; Basidiomycota; Agaricomycetes; Boletales; Suillaceae
Product: zf-DNL-domain-containing protein
Exons: 3
Coding region: 39-560 (173 amino acids)
Biological process (GO): protein stabilization; protein folding; protein import into mitochondrial matrix
Cellular component (GO): mitochondrion
Molecular function (GO): zinc ion binding; protein-folding chaperone binding
Source: RefSeq, a predicted model, not a curated record